ACCUACCGGUGGAGACUAAGAAGUCGAGAAAGCGUCGAGCAGCCAGCCUAGCCGACAGCUCUACUGACCAACCAGCCGAGGGCGGGGCGGAGCCGAAGCCGGGGGCGGAGCCGAAGCCGGGGGCGGAGACAGGGGAGGAGGGCACUGGGGGCCAGGAGGACGACAUGCUGGGCAAGCGAGGGGCGGGGCCGGGCGGUGACGUGGGGGGCGUGACCAAGAAGAAGCGCCGCAUGCUGGCCCCGCCCACCCCGAAGAACGCCCUGAUGCACCUGAACGAGCUGAAGCCCGGCACACAGUUCAAGUUUGUCUCACAGACGGGACCCGUGCACGCGCCGCUCUUUGUCAUGUCGGUAGAGGUCAACGGACAGAGUCAGACAAUCCAGCGUAAGCUAGAAGCCCUCCCCAGUCAGUCAAGCAACAAGAACCCAGUCAUGGUGCUCAACGAGAUCCACCGCGGCGUCAAGUUUGACCUUGUCUCCGAGAUGGGCGAGAGAAACUUCCGGAUAUUCAACAUGAAGGUGACGGUGGGCUCGCGGGAGUUCCAGGGCUCCGGGCGCAGCAAGAAACUGGCCAAGUACAACGCCGCCCUCAACGCCCUCAAGAUGAUGCAUGGGAUCAACCACUUUGAGAGGAGAGACAUGACGUCGGUGAACGAGGAGGAGGUACAAGGAGACCCCCAGGAGUUGGCCGACCGCAUCGCUCAGAUGGUCUUCCACAAGUUCGGGGAACUCACUGACAACUUCACAUCGCCGUACGCACGACGGAAAGUCUUGGCGGGCGUUGUCAUGACAACGGGGGGCGCCAGCAAUCC
Aplysia californica (California sea hare) is the source of this 811-nucleotide messenger RNA. Its product is annotated as double-stranded RNA-specific editase 1. NCBI's taxonomy places the organism in Eukaryota, Metazoa, Mollusca, Gastropoda, Aplysiida, Aplysiidae. The record is from RefSeq and is a predicted model, not a curated record. Gene Ontology annotation, cellular component: cytoplasm; nucleolus. Gene Ontology annotation, biological process: RNA processing; adenosine to inosine editing. Gene Ontology annotation, molecular function: double-stranded RNA adenosine deaminase activity; tRNA-specific adenosine deaminase activity; double-stranded RNA binding.